Molecule: messenger RNA, 742 nt
Organism: Pieris rapae (cabbage white)
Lineage: Eukaryota; Metazoa; Arthropoda; Insecta; Lepidoptera; Pieridae
Exons: 4
Coding region: 51-686 (211 amino acids)
Source: RefSeq, a predicted model, not a curated record
UCGAAGCAACCAUUCUAUUGACGAAAAAGUAUUUUUUUUAAUUCGGAAAAAUGCGAUUAUUGUUCAGUAUAUUAUUUGUAAUACUAGGAUCAUCUGGGAUAUUGGGAGCAUUGCCUCGCACCUGCUCCUGUAUACCAGGAUUCUUAAAGGCCAAACUAGGACUGUCUGCUCCAAUCGCCUUCAAGAAGUUUGGAAUUACUCCGACAUUCUUGCCAGACCCGCCUAAGGACAAGCUAAAGAGUUCUUUUAUGACAGCAGAUGUGGAGUUAGGAAAUUUCAUUGAUCCACUCAGAACUAUAGACACGAAGUAUAUUUCAUAUCCACGUGGAAAGAGUGACGUCAAAUACACGUUAUUCCUCGUUGAUUUUGAUGGACAGCAAGGUCCUCCUCCGAACGCACACCUCAUAGGCAUGUAUGUGAAUGUACCAAACAGCGAGAACUUAUUGAUUGGGGGUGACAUAGCUGUACCUUUCAUUCCACCUGUGCCUCAUUUAGGAACUGGUGUUCACAGACUAGCAGCUCUCUUGUAUGAGCAGAACGACCACAUUGACCCUGAUCAAAUGGAAUUGAUGAAAUUGAUAAAAACUCGUGUUAUACAACUGCAACCAAUCGUCAAGAAGUACAAUCUUAAACCUGAGCCUGUAGCGGGGACUUUCUACACGACUGAACUUAAACGAUGCGGAUAAAGAAAUAUUAUAUAAUAUUUUUGUAACUUUUAAAAUAAACGUAUGUUAUAAAAACU